CUCACACCUCUCCAACACUCUCUGCCGUCGCUCCUCACUGACCGCACCUCCGCCGUCGACACCGCCUCUCUCACCACGCUCCCUCAGCCCCGAUCAAAUGCCACCGCCGACACCAAGCUAAGGACUCAAGCGCCACUCUCAUCAACCACCCAUGACGCUUCUCUUCUUCUCGUUAGCUACCGGUGACCAGACCCAGCCGAAAACGACGCCUCCACGUACUGUCGAGCUCGUUGUUGCAGUGCAAGAGAUGGGAGAGAGAGUGCUCGUUGUACGACAGGGACCGAGAGGCAUUGAUGGUUCUACAAGUACGAUGCCCUGUAGCUGGUCUGGUCUUGUAAAUGUAGUAUUGUCAAAGGAGGACAUAUAUCAGAAGUACCUGGAUGAUACCAAGUUUCCCGUCCUCGCCAGUGCCAGGUACAAUCUCGUCAUCUUAGGAGACGAGUCUGUCGGCAAAAGCAGUAUCAUCACUCACUUUAUGAACAACAAGUUCCGUAACAAAUACGAGGUAAAUGCGGCUGUGAUUAGUUUAAACUAAUUUUGUAAAUUUCUUCAGAGUAAUAGAAGGACAAUAAUGGAUGAUCCUUUUAUACGAAAUUACAUUGAAGAUCUUAUGAGGAAUGUGAGGACUCAAGUAUUGCUCAAACUGAUCAAGCCUUACACAA
Messenger RNA from Ipomoea nil (Japanese morning glory), 662 nucleotides. RefSeq lists its product as uncharacterized. The transcript has 3 exons. Bases 152 to 535 code for a protein of 127 amino acids. Gene Ontology annotation, molecular function: GTP binding; GTPase activity. Lineage: Eukaryota; Viridiplantae; Streptophyta; Magnoliopsida; Solanales; Convolvulaceae. The record is from RefSeq and is a predicted model, not a curated record.